Molecule: messenger RNA, 1839 nt
Organism: Oikopleura dioica
Lineage: Eukaryota; Metazoa; Chordata; Appendicularia; Copelata; Oikopleuridae
Source: the annotation of a GenBank genome assembly
AUGCUGAAAAGAGGGAGAAAACGCUCAGUCUGGGCCGAAGUGAACGAGUGGGACGACGACCAGAGGGCCAUCAGGGGCAACAAUCAGUCCGAAUCUAAAAUGCCAGAAGACGAGACCUCGGGCUUUCUUGAAGAUCAAACUUCAGAAGACGAUUCUGAGACGAUUCCAGCGCCGCGAAAUGGAGCCGAGCGAUCCAGCAGCCUCAGCCACUCGACGAUCCACUACUCGGUGGCGCAGCUCAUCGGCGACGUAAUCGGCUUUUGCAGGACCUGCGUGAGAUUCUCCGUCAUUACCACCGGUCUAGUGGAGCACAUUAAAUGGUCUAGAUGGGCCUUCGUCGUCAUCGAGUUCAUCAUUCUUUACACUUCAUCUGCUAUGCAGCUUCUCAACACAGAAAGAAAACCGACGAUCACGACUUUCUUAUUGUUCUUAAUUGGGCCCAUUUACUCGACUCUUCAAACGCUCUUCUCGCACGCCAAAUGCAUAUUCUACGGUCUGCAGAAUCGACGUCAUAAAGGGCUUUAUGGAAGGAAGCUGAUGAUCGAAAUGGAAGCCAUGGCCAGACACUCAGCUCUUUACUGGAUGACCGAAGAUGCAAUGCUCCUUGGCAGCAGCGCGUUGUUUUUGACUCUGGCUCAUCAGGCCGAUUGGCUUCAAUUUCCUCUUCCCAACAAGUUUUUUCUCACAAAAUCCAUCAGACAGGUUUGUAUGGAGCGAAAUGGGCUGACAAGCCUGAAUGUUCCGGAAUGGGUGCUUUGCGGCGUCGGCUGGAUCCUGACGUUCUUCAGUUAUUGGCCAAUGGACUACCUCUUUAUUACGAGAAUCUGGAUUUUACUGUGGAGUUGUAUGUGGGCCUGCGACUUUGUUGACUUUACCUGGAGUCUGUUCGUCUUUCCAAAGGUCAAAGGAAGAGCGUUUCGGCCCGGGCCGGUUCCGCAACUGCACCAAGCAGUGAAUCGACUCAUGGAACUUGGCUUCAGAGCAUUUGCAAUUGUCUUGUCUUCUUCUUUAUUCAUACCGAUGAUUUUCCGCAGCUUGCUAGCAGACGAGCACUUCCACGACAAGGACAUCUUCAUGAACGCUCUUUACACUUACGGCUACGAAGCUGUAGGUGCAUUCGCCCAGCCGAUGAAUGACACGGAAAAGAGAGAGUGCUACAAACCCCCGAUCUUCAGCGAUUGCCAGCAGUACAAUCUCGUUUCUUACAAUGUUUCAGAAGAGAUUCACGACAUCAAGAAGUCUUCUCAAAUCGUCCUAAAGCGCGACUCGUAUUCGGAAAUCCACGAAGCAGUUGAGUACUCGAUCCUGAUUUACUGCUUGAUGAUGAUGCUGUUGACGAUUUUGUACCACUGCUCGACGGAAUACCUUCGCAGAGGGCGAAUUCGCGUCACGGAAUUUCACGUCAUUCUUCAGAAGUCGGUCCUCUUCGCUCCUUAUUCGAGAUAUCUCUGGGGAAAGCGCAAAAAUGAACCGUCAAAGUUUCGCUCAGUAUACAUCGCUCUUCAAAUCGCUUCAAUUCCAAUGCUGAUCGGCAUCGCCGGCUACGUCCUGAUGGAUUUCACUUCCUACGACUUCCCACUCAUCGAAGGUGCUACAGUUUGGGAGUCCGUUCUUCAGACCGAGUCCUACCCCGGCGGCGUUUUUAACUACAUCGCCAAGUACCUGCACUACUACAUCGGGACGAACAUCUGGGCAGUGACCGUGCUCCCUUGUCUCAUGUACUACACGGUCUACUGUUCUUCCAUCCAAGUCUAUUUCAACUAUCUUCCCAAAAUCCGCAGCUACGAGUUUAGCUCCUACCGUUCAAAAUACACCCGCUUAUUCGGCGAAUAUCAGUAA